Messenger RNA from Symbiodinium necroappetens, 1654 nucleotides. NCBI's taxonomy places the organism in Eukaryota, Dinophyceae, Suessiales, Symbiodiniaceae. The record is from the annotation of a GenBank genome assembly.
GGUGCCACGCAACCGCGUGGUGGCACUGCAGCGAGCCACCUUGAACGAGCUCCUGGCACUUGUGAUGCUGGGCCCAGUGCUGCAGACUGACAUCCGAGUCAGCUAUGUGCCGCGCCUGUUUCGUAUGGACGCAUCACCAGACGGAGCAGGCAUAGCCUACGCAUCGGUGCCUGAAGCGGUUGUCAAAGAACUCUGGCGGCACGGUGACACCGUUGCCAUACCUACGCCCAUGCGGGAACGCAUCGUUUAUGAUGUUGCUGAGCUGUUCGGCAGCGGGACAUUCUGGACCGCUGCGCACGCCAAGCUGGGACUGCGCUGCGGCCCAGGCGCCAUGCAACGUUUGCUGAAGCUUUGCCGCCCGUCGGUGGCCGGAGUCCUUGGUGACAUCGCUCGCGCUCUCAAAGAGGCUUGGGGUUGUCAGCUUUGCGAGCCGUCCGGACUCAGCGAGUCACGCAGCUCGGAACGCGAAUUCUACGACGACCCGCUUUGGAUCGGCGAGCUUGCAGACAGCCUAGGAAGCGAGAGCCUACAAGACGUGGCUGAAGAGCUCUUUACACGGCAGGUCUUCACGUUUACUCGGCCCAGAACCGCAGCGACGGGCCGUCAAGAGGGAGGCGACACUGGCAGAUUUGACAUAUGCCUGGCCGCAGCUCGCGUGCCCAAGAAUCCUUCGAGAUGGCUACGCUUGCUGCUGUUGCUCGCCGGAGACAUCGAGCCUCAUCCUGGACCUGCUCUCCAGCCGCGCGGACCUCUCGACCUCCAGUCGGGCUUUGCAGCAUCCGCGCGGCAUAAGAUGCAGAAAAGCUUCGAUGCCUUUGCUAUGUGGCUCCUCGGGGAAUUCAAUCUGCAAUUGGCUCAAGUGCUGACGUGCGCAACCACUGCCUCUACAGCGUUGCGGGCGUUUGGGCUGCGCCUCUACGCUGCAGGUCUCCAGCGUUACUUGCUGGUUUAUGCCAUCACCGCGGUGCAGGAUCUCCGGCCACAGAUGCGGGGGUCGCUCACCGGGGCGUGGCAGAUCGACAAGAAAUGGCAGCUGGCGGAGCCUGGGUCCUGCAGGCCCGUCAUCUCCGCGCCCAUCUUGCAGGGGGCAGUGGCUCUGGCUCUACUGUGGGGCUGGCUGGACUGGGCAGCCAUCACUAUGCUGGGCUUCAUCUGCAUGCUUCACCCCUCUGAGUUUGUGAACCUGCGCCGCUGCGACUUGGUUUUGCCCCGUGACGCCAUGAGCAGCGACCGCAUCGCUUAUGUGCAUGACGAGGCUACGCUCUCUUACCUGGAAGCCCUUUACAGCAACUUGCCGCAGCAGGAGCAGCUUUUCCGAGGCUCUAUGCACACUUACAGGCGGCAGUGGGAUGCAGUGAUGAGCAGAUUGGGCGUGCCGCACCGUCUUUCUGACCACGGAGCCACACCAGGAGUGCUGAGGGGCUGCGGUGCUACAUACCUCUACUUGGAGUGCGAGGAUGUCCAGCUGGUUGCCUGGAGGGGUAGAUGGGCAAAGAUGAAGACGGUCGAGUUCUAUCUGCAGGAGGUCGCUGCGAAUUUGCUUGUCCAGCAGUUAUCUGACAGCGCCAGAUCCCGUAUUGCCGUGCUGCGCUCGGCAGCUCGCCGUCUCCUCUUUCUGGUGACAAAGCACCGCUCCGAUCAGCAAGAAUGUUAG